Messenger RNA from Triticum urartu, 1443 nucleotides. Its product is annotated as protein STRICTOSIDINE SYNTHASE-LIKE 4-like. The record is from RefSeq and is a predicted model, not a curated record. Gene Ontology annotation, molecular function: hydrolase activity. Lineage: Eukaryota; Viridiplantae; Streptophyta; Magnoliopsida; Poales; Poaceae. Gene Ontology annotation, cellular component: endomembrane system.
AGGUGAUCGGGACGUACGUGUGAUCGGCCAAGGUACGGUGAUCGACGAAGGUGUGACCCGAUCACACGUACGUGAGGAGCCGGCACACGACAAGCUUACUUGAACCCAAGCACCGUGCUCCAGCCAGUGUCAGUGUGUCACUCGCCACCCCUUCGCGGUCACUUGGAGCUCUGUACAGUCGCUCCAUCGUUUUCGAUCGACGUUGGGUUCAUCGUCGACCCUCAUGGCGCCGGGCGGUCUCUUGGGCACGGCGGCGGUGGCCGUGAUGGUGUCGCUGGCGGUCCACGUCGCGCUCCACUGCCCCAUCCAGCCGCUCCCGUCGCCGCCGUCGCCCGCGCGGCACCCUCCCAAUAACCUCCUCCAGGGGCUGGAGAAGCUCGGGGAUGGGCGGCUGAGCGGGCCGGAGGACGUGUACAUCGACGCGGCGGCGGGCGGGACGCUGUACACGGCGACGAGGGACGGGUGGCUGGAGAGGAUGCAGCCCAACGGGUCGUGGGAGCACUGGCGGUUCGUCGGCGGCACUGACCUGCUCGGGAUCGCGCCCUCCGCCGACGGCAGCUUGCUCGUCUGCGACGCUCACAAGGGAUUACUGAAAGUCGAGGAGGGUCGCGUGACAAUUCUUGCAUCCACGGUCGAAGGCUCCACGAUCAGGUUUGCCGACGCGGUGAUCGAGGCGUCCGACGGCACGGUCUACUUCAGCGACGGGAGCACCAGGUUCGGCUUCGGCGAGUGGUUCCUCGAUUACCUCGAGGCCCGCCCCACCGGCCGGCUCCUCAGGUACGACCCCGGCACCGGCAAGGCGUCCGUGGCGCUCGACAACCUCGCCUUCGCUAACGGCGUCGCCCUGUCGCGGGACGAGUCCUUCCUCGUCGUCUGCGAGACAGCGGGGUUCAGAUGCACGAGGCUGUGGCUGAAAGGCGACAAGGCCGGCCAGAAGGAGACCUUCGUCGACAACCUUCCGGGGUCUCCGGACAACAUCCAUCUAGCACCGGACGGCUCCUUCUGGAUCGCCCUUCUCCAGCUGAGGUCACCAUGGAUGGACCUGAUCACCCGCUGGACCUUGGCCAAGAGAGUCGUCGCGUCGAUCCCGGCGCUUCACGAACCCAUCAAGGCGACGGCGAAGGGAGCGAUGGUGGCUCAGGUGUCGGAGGACGGUGAGAUCAUCCGUGUGCUCGACGACUCCCAAGGGAAGGUGAUCCACUUCAUCACUUCCGUGACGGAGUUCGAUGGGCACCUCUUCUUGGGAAGCCUUUCCACCAACUUCCUGGGCAAGCUGUCUCUGGCGAAGGUGCCACGGGUGCAGGCGGCAGUUUCAUCCUAGACAUGUACUCGUACUGUUAGUGUUGCCUGUUAUGGUGUAAUCAUCCAUUUCCAGUGGAAUAAUAAAGAUAAGCGGCACUAACCCAACUGGCAAUUUACGUCUUCCUGAAUUGGGAUGGUCAA